Molecule: messenger RNA, 1110 nt
Organism: Penicillium samsonianum
Lineage: Eukaryota; Fungi; Ascomycota; Eurotiomycetes; Eurotiales; Aspergillaceae
Product: alpha-hydroxy acid oxidase
Exons: 3
Coding region: 1-1110 (369 amino acids)
Molecular function (GO): oxidoreductase activity; FMN binding
Source: RefSeq, a predicted model, not a curated record
AUGGCAAAUAAAAUAUUAUCAAUAGCUGACCUUGAGGAGGCGGCUUCCAACUCACUACCCGUCUCCGCAAGAGACUUCUUCAACUCCGGCGCAACGAACCAAGUCACACUUCACGACAAUUAUGCUGCCUACAGAAAGUACCGUCUCUUACCAAGAGUUCUGAGAGAUGUCUCACUUGUCGACACUGGAAUUUCCCUCUUUGACCGAGAUAUCAUAUUUCCGCUCUGUGUCUCACCUACCGGAAUGCAGGUUAUGGCUCACCCAGAAGGCGAGCUGGCCACAAGCCGAGCCUGUGCCAAAUUGGGCGUCAAUAUGGGCGUCUCCUCCUAUGCUAAUCACUCGAUUGAAGAGAUCACCGUCGCUGGAAAAGAAGUGGGACUAAUUCAUCAUGUGAUGCAACUCUACGCGAUGAACGACAAAGCUAAACAAGAACGAAUCGUCCGUCGAGCUGAGGCUGCGGGCUGCAAGGCUAUAUUUCUGACUGCAGAUAGUCCCGUACUUGGGGUGCGCUGGAAUGAAUGGCGGAAUGGAUUCAUGCCUCCAGUUGGCUUGGGGUAUCCGAUGUAUGAAAGGACAUCUACAGAGAUACAGCAACAAUCUCAUGAUGAUGGGUUUAGCUCGACAAACUCGGAUUCCCAUUCCUGGGCCACGGAGAUACCGUGGUUGCGCAGCGUCACGAAAAUGGAGAUUUGGAUUAAAGGCGUUCUCACCCCUGAAGAUGUCGAGACUGCUAUUGAAUAUGGCUGUGAUGGUAUCAUCAUUAGCAACCAUGGUGGUCGGCAGCUGGAUGAGACACCGGCCACAAUUGAUGCGCUUCCUGCCUGUGCUAAAGCUGCGCGGGGGCGGAUCAAGAUUCAUAUUGAUGGUGGAAUUCGAUCUGGGGUGGACAUUUUCAAAGCCUUGGCGCUUGGUGCUGAAUGCUGCUGGGUUGGUCGUCCUGCACUUUGGGGACUCGCGUAUGACGGUCAACAGGGAGUCGAGCUGAUGCUCAAGAUCCUGUUCGAUGACUUCAAGCGAUGUAUGCAGCUCACAGGCUGUAGAUCCAUAUCUGAGAUCAGCUCGGCAAGCCUAGCAAUCGUCAAUGCAUAUGGGCCUUUGGCUAGACUGUGA